Colletotrichum chrysophilum is the source of this 465-nucleotide messenger RNA. RefSeq lists its product as uncharacterized. The transcript has 2 exons. The record is from RefSeq and is a predicted model, not a curated record. The coding region runs from base 1 to 465 and encodes 154 amino acids. Lineage: Eukaryota; Fungi; Ascomycota; Sordariomycetes; Glomerellales; Glomerellaceae.
AUGGCUGAAGCUGCGGGUGCAACUGCGACGGAGACCCCGCCUUGGUGGGCAGCGUUUCCUGCCCCCAAAGCCAAGUCUUUGGAAGUCGAGGCUGACGAGGUGAUGGCGUUGCUUGAGGCUAGAGCUGCAGAUGGGCAAGAUAGGGCCCGCGACUUUCUGCUUGUGGACGUACGCAGGAACGAUUGGGAGGGCGGGACGAUAUCAACGUCGAUCAACUUCCCCGCCCAGACGCUGUACCAGACAAGGCCCGUCAUCCAUGAGUUGUGUAAGCAGGCUGGUGUCAAGCGUAGCAGCAACGGACGCGGCCCACGCUCUGCGAACUGGCUGCAGGAUUACUUUGAUGACGUUGGCGAGACCGCUGUGCAGGCCGUCAUCCUCAAGGGCGGCAUCAAGGGCUGGGUACGCAAGUACGGCUGCCGCAUGAUGGAUUGGUAUGACGAGAAAGCCUGGGAUGUUGCCAAGUGA